CGGCUCAACACGUGCGCCGCGGCUAGCGGUUCGUUUUGAUAAAUACGAGUAAAUACAAAUUCCAGGAUGCAGAACGGCGGAGGACAUUCCGGCUGGAACAAUUCUGGGGAUCGACACCACUUCUUCGCCGAUGGCUAUAACAACAGCCAGCGGCGCAGCGGUGGCGGCGGCGGAGGAGGAGGAAACCACGGCCAGAAUCCCCAGUCCAAUGGCAGUUGGUCGGACAGAGGAGGAGCAGGUGGCCAGCAUGGAAACGGUUUCAACAAGUUCAAGGAUCCCCAACAGCCGCCGAAUAAUCAGCAGCAGCAGCAAGGCAGGAGGAGUGGCAGAAGAAGAGGGGGAGGAGGAGGAGGAGGAGGAGGACGAGGUGGAAGGGGCAAAAGGGGAAACCGCGGCAGGGAUUCCAAUAAGCGUGGUGGCCGCAACAACUCAUGGCAUCCCAAGCAGCAUCCAGUUAGCCCAGGCCAAAGCAACAUGCUGUACUACGAUAAUGUGGGGGAUUUCACCGAUGAUCCACCUCUUCCUGCUCCCUCACCUGCGCCCUCGUCCCACAGGCAGGAGAGCCUGCCACCUGUCUCCUUUACUGAACCAUCGGAACCGGAACCUGCACCUGCACCUGCAAUUGCUCCUGCACCUGAGGUGCCUCCUCCACCAGAAGAACCCACCACCGUGUCGCUGAUCAACAUCAAGAAGGAGGUCGAGUCGCUGAAGCCCAAGCCACAAAGAAAGCCGGUGGUCAAGCCGGAACCCAAAUCUCCGACAAAGAAGAAGGAAAGCUCGUCCAGUUCGUCGAGCAGUUCGGAGGAGGAAUCCGAACCCGAACCAGGUGAAAUGUUGGGCAGCACUAAGCCUGCAUCCUCGGGUAAAACAAAGGCCAGCAAGGUGGCUGUGGCAUCCACACCAAAAGCGAAGGUUGCGAAGCCCGUUCCGUCCUCGGAAUCCUCAUCAUCCGACUCGGAUUCAGAGGAGGAACCCAGUCGGUCGUCGGCGAAGAGUAAAAAGGCGGCCAAGGAAAAGGAGACCGAGGAGGAGGUGAUCUGCAUGGGCACUCAGGAGCGCCAGUUCACCAUCACCGACGAGGAGGAGGAGGAGGAGAGCAGUGAGCCGGAGGAGGAGACCGACAAAAAGGCAGCAAAGGGAAAGAACAAGAGUAAAACCGUCGAUGUGUGCGGCAUCUGCGAUAAGAAGGGCCACACUUCCUUCCAGUGCCAGAUGAUCUGCCGGAAUUGCUCCGGACGGUAUCAUGGCCUCAAGAACUGCCCGAAUCCGCCCAACCUGAACAUUGCCAUACAGUCGUUCAUGGAGUUUGUCAUGCAGCAGAUGACCGUCUUUCAUGCCGACCAGCGAUUUGCCUUUCCUGCUGGCACAGUUGCAGCCCCAGCUGCAGUGCCACCUGCAGUUCCAGCUAAGGUCAAAAAGGACAAGAAGGACAAAAAGGCGGUGAAGAAGCUUGCCAAAAAGACGCCACAGAAGCGGAUGAAGGUGGAACCGAGGGAUCAAGACGAGGACGAGGAGGACGACGAUGAGGAUGAUGAUGAUGCCAGCGAGGCCAGCAGCGAGAGCGAGGAGUCCGAGUCCAGCGACGAGCCGCCACCAGCACCUGUGGCCAAACAGAAGCGGAAACGCGGCUCUAAGGCUGCCGCAGCUAGUCUACCUGCUCCAGUGUUUCCGUUCUCCCUUCUGGGCGCUCCGGGCGCCCCUUACAACUCCAUGAUGUAUCCCUAUGGGGCGCCUUUCAGUUUUCCUAAAUAGUUACCACCUAAGUUAGUUUUAGAAGAUGAUACAAGCAUUUGUUGACAUGUAGUUAGUGUGCUAACAAAUUGUAUAAAACAUAAAAAAGCA
Molecule: messenger RNA, 1842 nt
Organism: Drosophila takahashii
Lineage: Eukaryota; Metazoa; Arthropoda; Insecta; Diptera; Drosophilidae
Gene: mbm
Product: mushroom body miniature
Molecular function (GO): nucleic acid binding; zinc ion binding
Source: RefSeq, a predicted model, not a curated record